Phyllopteryx taeniolatus (common seadragon) is the source of this 2805-nucleotide messenger RNA. It is a transcript of the gene ak5, whose product is annotated as adenylate kinase 5. Gene Ontology annotation, cellular component: cytoplasm; cytosol. NCBI's taxonomy places the organism in Eukaryota, Metazoa, Chordata, Actinopteri, Syngnathiformes, Syngnathidae. Gene Ontology annotation, biological process: nucleoside triphosphate biosynthetic process. Gene Ontology annotation, molecular function: AMP kinase activity; ATP binding; nucleoside diphosphate kinase activity. The coding region runs from base 340 to 2109 and encodes 589 amino acids. The transcript is spliced from 15 exons. The record is from RefSeq and is a predicted model, not a curated record.
AUGUCAGGCAGUGUCGGGGGGGACGGCUGAGGCUCGCAUUUGAUUUGCAUCAGUGAGAAGGAGGAGGGGUAGAGAGAGAGAGAGAGAGAGAGUGAGUGAGAGAGAUGACGAUGAGGAGGAGGGUGCCGCGUCGCCGCGGCUUCGCCUGCAGGAAUCCGGGAGUAGAGCACACGCACACGGCCACGAUGCGCUGAGCUUGCGGCGGUGUGACUUGUAGAGAGUCGCUGAGGAGCAAAAACAAAAAGCCAAAAAAAAAACCAAAAAAAACAACAACAACAAAAAACAGAGCAAAAAAACAAAGACGAUUCAAAGGCUAGCAAGUUGCAAAUCUCAGAGGAGAUGAACACCAACGAUGCCAAGGAGUAUCUGGCACGGCGGGAGAUACCUCAACUAUUUGAGAGCCUGCUGACGGGUCUGAUGUACCACCGGCCCGAUGACCCUGUGGACUACCUGGAGGGCUGCCUGAAAAAAGUGCGGGAGCUGGGCGGGCCGGACAAGGUGCGGUGGGACACGUUCGUGGGCCAGGAGAAGAAGCCGCUGCCGCCUCUCAACGGCGGCCAGUCGCGCCGCUCGCUCUUCAGAAACGUGAUGCCCGACAGUCCAAAUUUCCCCUACAGACGCUACGAACGCCUCCCUCCCAUCAGCCAGUUCUCCAUCGAGAGCGACUCGGACCUGUCGGAGACAGCCGAGCUCAUCGAGGAGUACGAAGUGUUUGAUCCAUCCAGGCCGCGGCCCAAAGUCAUCCUCGUCAUCGGGGGCCCUGGCAGUGGCAAGGGAACGCAGUGCCUGAAGAUCGCCGAGCGCUACGGCUUCCAGUACGUGUCGGUGGGCGAGCUGCUGCGAAAGAAGAUGAUCCACAACGCCACCAGCAACAGGAAAUGGAGCCUGAUCGCCAAGAUCAUCACCAACGGCGAGCUGGCGCCGCAGGAGACCACCAUCACUGAGAUCAAGCAGAAGAUCAUGAAGAUUCCCGACGCCAACGGCAUCGUCAUUGAUGGCUUCCCGCGAGACGUUGGACAGGCCUUGUCCUUCGAGGACCAGAUCUGCACUCCCGACGUGGUGUUGUUCCUGGCGUGCAUUAAUCACCGCUUGAAGGAGCGCCUGCAGCGACGGGCCGAGCAGCAGGGUCGCCCCGACGACAACCCCAAGGCCAUCGAUCGGCGCCUAACGAAUUUUAAGCAAAACACCAUCCCCCUGGUCAAGUAUUUCCAGGAGCGGGGCCUCAUCGUCACGCUGGAUGCAGAUCGUGAUGAAAACGAAGUGUUCUGUGACAUCAGUGCGACUCUGGACAACAAGCUGUUCCCCUCGCAGGAGUCCGCUGCAGGUCCAAGUGAGCUGGAUCCCAAUCUGCUGCCUGUAUGCAACAUGGUCGACUUUGCUAGAAAGAACGAUGAGGAUGAAGAGGAAGAAGAGCUCGGAUACACCGAAGGAAGCGAAGAAAGUUUCUGCACACAGCUGAAGAAGCCUCAGGUCAUCUUUUUAAUGGACCUAGUUCGCUGUUGGCGGCACGGCGGCGCGGGCUCGGGCAAGCGCGUACAGUGCGAGCACAUGGUGGACAAGUUGGGCCUGCGACAGGUGUCGCUAGCCGACCUGCUGUGCAGCGAGAUGCAGACUGACAGCGACAGUGGGCGCCACCUGCGUGACGUUCUGCAGAGAGGAGAGCCCCUGCCGGAGGCCAAACAUGAAUGUGAUUGGCUGACACAUGCUUUCAUGGAGGACGUUACCAUGGAUCUGCUGUGCGAGGCAGUGGCGGCGGCUCGGCGGCAGGCCAAGGGCGUGGUGGUCUGCGGCUUUCCCGUAGACCUGAGACAGGCACAGCUGUACGAGGCCAAGAUGGGUGAGCCCACCACCGUGCUCCUGCUCAGCUGCUCCGCCCAAACCCUCAGCAGUCGUCUGCAGAGCCGCCGGAGUUCUGCUUCGGCAAUCGUGUCGGCCCCAGACAAAGACGGCGCACCCUGCUGGUGGGCUGACAGCUUCUGGGCCGACGCCGAGCCAGUGGCGGAACACUAUGACAGCAAAAUGCUACUGCGCACGAUUGAUGCUGAAAGGUCACCUGACGAAGUUUUCGCUCAGAUCUGCCAGGUGGUGGAGUCCCCUCCCGCUGUCUAACUUAUUAACAGACACCCACACCCACACACAGAGUAAUAAGAGCUCAUGCUGGCUUUUUUUUUUUUUUUUUUUUUUUGUGAACCAGCCAAAAUGUCCCCACAAUAAUGGUGUGAUGUCAAGAGGGGGUGCCACACAAUGACAGAAAGAACACCGGCUAAUGGAAUAGAGAGUAAGGAGUGCUAAUAGUUCAGCAAAAUGAAACCCCCCCCCCAAAAAAAAAAAAAGGUUUGUAAUUGCCUAUAGAUGGCGCCAUCCCAGUGUUUCAGUAAGUGCACACAAACAGCAAUUAGGCAUGUUAUUCAGCAAAUAACGGCGAAUAUGCUCCUAAAGAAAUCUGUGAACGGGGUGAAUUUGUGAGUAGCCAAUCAUUAAUAGGCACGGGACAAACACACGCCACACACAGCUGCUCUUCUCCUGGUUGUCACGUGCAUUAUUUGAUUCUUCCUAUUUGCUUAACACAAAAAGGGGGGUUGGGUCGGCAGGGUUUGACUGGGCCGAGUCAAGGGCGCCGCCUGCAGUAGAACCCAAAGACUGCUCCUGUCACGCACGUCACAUCUUCAUGUUUUGUGUAGUAAAGAAGCAUGCACUCACUGUCAAACAUGAUGGAUCAUUUACCCCAAAAAAACUUUGUACAUUUGCUAAAUUGUUUAAAAUGUGAGUCUGCUGUUUGAAUAUCAAUAAAGUUGUGUAUUUUGA